Capsella rubella is the source of this 373-nucleotide messenger RNA. RefSeq names its product succinate dehydrogenase subunit 8, mitochondrial. The coding region runs from base 64 to 204 and encodes 46 amino acids. The record is from RefSeq and is a predicted model, not a curated record. The transcript has 2 exons. NCBI's taxonomy places the organism in Eukaryota, Viridiplantae, Streptophyta, Magnoliopsida, Brassicales, Brassicaceae.
GAAGAUAGUCGGGAAAGAAGACCAAAACGAAAGUUCCGAAGAAGAAAGACGAAGGAGAAAGGGAUGAUUUACCGAAAGUGGAGUUUGCUGUCCGGUCCACCGGUUAUCCUCGGCGGAGCCGUGAUUGCCGCCGUUGCCGUCGGAUUUGUCUUGCAAAACGUAACAAAAGGGGAGCAAAAGAAGAAUGUCUCAACGAACAAGUGAGAAGACUAAAUGAGAAGAUGCUACAAAAUGUGGUGUGUUGUUAAUCAUGUGAUUUCAAACAUUGUAGUUCUUGCAGUGUAAGCUCAAUAAUGCUUUUGGAAGCUUUGGAAUACACUGAUCUUUUUGGUGUUCUAGAUUCUUGUUGCCAAUAAUGAUAUUUCAUUUUCCA